ACCAACCUCGGAUAUAAGCGACACUGAUGAAUUUUCUGCUGAUGACACCCUUGAUGGUAACGAAACUCUCAGUCACGCAACUAUACCUGGGACGUCAGCGGGACCUAAGCCACGAAAACGACAGAAGAGGCGCGCUGAAAGACAGGAGAGUAUUGACCAGGCGCUAGCAAAAAUGAUCGCUAUCAACCAGUUGCCUUUGGCAUUCGCAACCAGUAAAGGAUUUAGGCAUUUCAUGGACGUCGUGGAGCCAAGCUACAAGACACCUUCUAAUGCUAAGCUGAAAAAUCGAAUUAAACUUCUGCAUGAUCACUUGAAACAGAAGGUAGCAUCUCAGAUUGACUCAGCUACAGCUGUUGCGCUCACCUCAGACUGCUGGACAUCAAGGGCGCAAGAUUCCUACAUCACAGUGACUGCGCACACUUUGGACAGUGAGUGGAAGUCACAAGCGUUCACUUUAGCAACGGAGGCUAUGCAAGAGCGGCACACGGGAGAAAAUAUCAUGCAGCGAAUGCAAGAAGUCAUCGCGGUGUGGAAGCUGGAUGGCAAGGUGACGGCUGUUGUCACUGAUAACGCAUCUAAUGGCAUUAAAGCAGUCAAUGCACUGCGAGGCAUUUUAGAGCCGAAUGACGUGACCUGCUCUGCCCACAGUCUCCACCUGAGCAUCAAGAAGGCACUGUCCGACAAGGAAAUCGAUGGGCUCUGCCAGAAAAGCGGAAAACUGGUCGCCCACUUCAGACAUUCGACCAUCGCCAGCGACCAGUUGACUAGGCGACAGGAGCUGCUCGGCUUACCAACAGAGCGCCUGACGCAAAGCUGCCCGACAAGAUGGAGCUCUACUUACCAAAUGCUCGCAAAGCUCAUCAAGCAUCGGCCUGCCAUUCAAAGUGUUCUUGCUGACCGAGCAAUUGUCACGGCAAAUUCAGCGCAGAAUCUUGAGAUCAGUCAGCAAGAAUGGAAUGUCAUCAGUGAACUUUGUGAGGUGCUUGAGCCUCUUCAGCUUGCAACUAACAUUCUCUGCAGCGACACAGUGUCCCCUGUCUCCAUGGUUCGGCCAGUGAUGAAAGCUUUAAUAAAAAAACUAGAGCCUCAGACCUCUGGCGACCAUCUAGUCGAGAAUUUCAAAGAAAUAAUUCGGCUGGAGAUAUCUCGCCGAUUCUCCUUGGACUGGGACGCCCAACCGACAUCGGUGUCUGCACGCCAGAGAGCAUCUUUCCUCGAUCCAAGGUACAAAAGCCUUCAGUAUGAGGUACCAGGCGCCCGGGAGGCAAUCCGUGCCAAUUUUCGAGAAUGCUUGACGACUUGGCAACUUCGGAUGACCAAAGCGGGACAGACACUACCCAGACCGAAGCAACAGCACUGGACAUAUUGUUCGAUGCACAGCCUCGCGUUAGUGGCCUGUCAGCUCAGUUUGAAGCGUAUCUCUCAGAGCCUCAGAUAGGACAUAACUCGGACGCACUGAAAUGGUGGAAGGACCAUGAGUCCAAAUUUCCACGGCUUGCGGAACUUGCAAAAAAGUACAUGUGCAUCCCAGCCUC
Molecule: messenger RNA, 1535 nt
Organism: Rhipicephalus sanguineus (brown dog tick)
Lineage: Eukaryota; Metazoa; Arthropoda; Arachnida; Ixodida; Ixodidae
Product: E3 SUMO-protein ligase ZBED1-like
Exons: 1
Coding region: 173-1438 (421 amino acids)
Source: RefSeq, a predicted model, not a curated record